Messenger RNA from Harmonia axyridis, 715 nucleotides. RefSeq names its product superoxide dismutase [Cu-Zn]-like. Gene Ontology annotation, molecular function: copper ion binding; superoxide dismutase activity. Gene Ontology annotation, biological process: removal of superoxide radicals. Lineage: Eukaryota; Metazoa; Arthropoda; Insecta; Coleoptera; Coccinellidae. Bases 111 to 656 code for a protein of 181 amino acids. The record is from RefSeq and is a predicted model, not a curated record. The transcript has a single exon.
CUUUCUGUCACUUUUAUCUAACUUUGACAUCGAUUCGAAUUCUAUAAGAUGUGAGGUGUUUCGCGAGAAAAUUUUUGCCAUGCUCCAAGUAGUCCAACAUCGAGUAAAUCAUGAAAAUCCCUAUAGUCAUUCUCGUUUCACUGAUAACAAUGUACGUAAACGUCAGUAGCAAAACUGAACCUGUAAAAAAGGAACCAGUUGAAAAAGCAGUGUGCGUUCUUCUAAGUCCAUUCAACAGUGUAAACGGUCUCAUAACUUUCGAAAAGCUUGUCAAGGGAAUUCAGGUGACUGGAAAAAUCAGCGGUCUUGAUACUGGACCUCACGCUCUUCAUAUCCACGAGAAAGGAGACAUUAGAGAUCCGAAGUGUUUGACCGUUGGUGGUCACUUCAACCCCUUACACAAACAACAUGGGGCGUUGGAGGACAAAGUGAGACACAUGGGAGAUUUGGGCAACAUAAAUGCCGAUGAACAAGGUAUCGCUGUAUUUUCGUUUGUGGAUAAACAGCUGCUGUUGGAAGGACCGAACUCAAUCAUCGGCAGGUCUCUUGUGGUACACUCCAAAAUUGAUGACCUUGGAAGGGGAAAUACACUGGAAUCCAAAACGACAGGAGCUUCUGGGGAACGUAUUGCUUGUGGUGUUAUAGGAUAUGCUUAAGAACGCAUAUGUUAUAUGUUAUUGUGGAUAAAAAUGACGAUUAAAUUUUUGGAACAAAA